This is a messenger RNA of Toxorhynchites rutilus septentrionalis, 1134 nucleotides long. RefSeq lists its product as uncharacterized. Lineage: Eukaryota; Metazoa; Arthropoda; Insecta; Diptera; Culicidae. Gene Ontology annotation, biological process: DNA integration. The transcript has a single exon. Gene Ontology annotation, molecular function: nucleic acid binding. The record is from RefSeq and is a predicted model, not a curated record. The coding region runs from base 1 to 1134 and encodes 377 amino acids.
AUGCUGCAUGCAGGACCGCAAUUGCUAAUCGCAUCUCUCAGGGAGAAAUUCUGGCCUUUGCGCACUCGGAAUCUUGCGCGCAAGAUCGUACAUUCCUGUAUCAACUGCUUUCGCUGUCGUCCAAGGCUCCAACAGCAAAUCAUGGGCGAUCUUCCGACUGAACGCGUUUCUCCUACGUUGCCGUUCCUGCGCACAGGCGUCGAUCUGUGUGGGCCUGUAUAUUUUCGCUAUCCUCAUCGGAAAUCGCAGCCCAUCAAGGGUUAUGUGGCAGUUUUUGUCUGCCUUUCGAUCAAGGCAGCUCAUAUUGAGCUCGUUGGAGAUCUUUCAACGGCAUCGUUCCUUGCUGCUCUCAGACGGUUCAUCGCACGUCGAGGUAAACCAAGACUCAUCGAGUGCGAUAACGCACGAAAUUUUCGAGGUGCUCGAGAAGUGGCAGACUUGGCCAAACAACUCAGGGAUCAACAACUGCAAAAUGACGUCAUUCGCUCGUGUGCCGAUGACGGCAUAGAUUUUAAGUUUAUCCCUCCUCGUUCCCCGAACUUCGGUGGGCUGUGGGAAGCAGCCAUCAAGUCUUUCAAGACUCAUCUCAAAGCCACUCUCGGAAACUCUAUCCUGACAGUCGAACAGCUUACGACACUCUUAGCUCAAAUCGGGAGCUGUAUGAACUCUCGACCUCUUACUCAGAUUUCGCCUGACCCUGAGGACCUCGACGUUCUGACCCCAGGGCACUUCUUAAUCCAUCGUCCACUCGCAACGCUGGCAGAACCAUCAUAUGAACAGCUACCAUUCAACAGAUUAUACCACUGGCAGCAGGUCCAAGAGUUCCUUCGUCGACUUUGGAAACGCUGGGCAACGGAAUAUCUUUCCGGACUCCAGCCAAAAGCUAAAUGGACCCGCAAGAAGGACAACAUUAGCAUCGGUACUCUAGUGCUGGUGAAAGAUGACGGAUUACCACCACUCAAAUGGCGCUACGGUAGAGUAACCCACAUCUUUCGGGGUGACGACGGCAACAUUCGUGUCGUCGUAGUCAAGACCAAGGACGGAGAGUACAGGCGCGCAAUCUCCAAAAUUUGUGUGCUGCCCAUCGACCAAUCAAUGCCACCUGCAGCAAGUGAAGCUGCCGAUGACCUCUGA